CCUAAACUCCAUCUUGAAAUAUAUUCAACAGUGACUUUGAUCAACCAAUUCCUGACUCUCCAAAGGAAAACAAUGGAAUUUUCAUAAUUUUUGUUUUGCACGGUUUUCCCUUAGGUAUGUGGGGAAGAGCCCAUGGAAGCACAGAAUAUCACAAGGGUGUCAGAGUUUAUCCUCUUAGGAUUCUCACAGACCCGGGACCUUGAGAAAUUCCUGUUCCUGGUGUUCCUAUUUGUCUAUGUCACCACCGUUGUGGGAAACCUCCUUAUCAUGGUCACAGUGACUUUUGACUGCCGGCUCCACAUGCCCAUGUAUUUUCUGCUCCGAAACCUGGCUGUCAUAGACCUCUGUUAUUCCACUGUCACUUCUCCAAAGAUGCUGGUGGACUUCCUUCAUGAGGUCAAGACCAUCUCCUACCAGGGCUGCAUGACUCAGAUCUUCUUCUUUCACCUCUUGGGAGGUGGGACUGUCUUCUUUCUCUCAGUGAUGGCUUAUGACCGCUACAUAGCCAUCUCCCGGCCCCUCCACUAUGUCACCAUCAUGAACACUCAGCUCUGUGUGGGGCUAGUGGUGGCUGCUUGGUUAGGGGGAUUUGUUCACUCCAUUGUCCAGCUGGCUUUGAUGCUCCCCUUGCCUUUUUGUGGUCCCAAUGUUCUGGAUAACUUCUACUGUGACAUCCCACAAGUGCUGAGACUUGCCUGCACUGACACCUCCCUCCUGGAGUUCCUCAUGAUCUCCAACAGUGGAAUGCUGGUCCUCGUCUGGUUCCUUCUCCUUCUGAUUUCUUACACAGUCAUCCUGGUGAUGUUGAGGUCCCAUUCAGAGCAGGAGAGGAAGAAGGCAGCUUCUACCUGCACCACCCACAUCAUUGUGGUGUCUAUGAUCUUCAUUCCCUGUAUCUAUAUCUAUGCCCGGCCCUUCACCCCCUUCCCCAUGGACAAGGCUGUGUCCAUCAGCUACACGGUCAUGACCCCCAUGCUCAAUCCCAUGAUCUAUACUCUGAGGAACCAGGAGAUGCAGGCAGCCAUGAAGAGAUUAGGCAAGCGUCUAGUGAUAUGUAACAGGGAGUGAACUUAAAAUAUCUUGACUCAGGGGUGUCUGGGUGGCUCAGUUGGUUGAGUGUCCAACUCUCAGUUUUGGCUCAGGUCAUGAUCCCAGGGUCGUGGGCCUCUGCCCCUCCCCCCUCAAAUAAAAAAAUUAAAAAAUUUAAAUAUCUUCACUUUAAAAUGACAAGUCUUCCCUCUGAACUUCUGUUUUCCCAUGUGAAAAGUGGAGGAAAGUCUUUAUAGAGUAUGACAUUUGAGAUGAAAUCAAUAUUUCUAUGGACCCACACCUGUGUCAGGUUACUGUAUUGGGCACUUUCUCGCUUCUAUCUCAUUCUCAUAAAACUGAUAGUGGAUAUGUUAUUAUUAUUGUUGUUGUUGUUGUUGUAUUAAAUGCUUUAACAAAUGAGAGAACUCAGAGAGAAGUGACUUGCUCAACGAUGAAUAGCGAGUGGCAGAGCCUGGCCGGGACUUGGUUCCUCUGACUCCAAGUUUAGAGGUAGGGCUAUGGGUGGGAUUUGAAACUCAGGAUCUCCUACAAACACAAGGGAAAACCUAAAGAGUUCCUCGGCUAUGGAUGAAUAUCUGUGAUAAAUGGUGAAAAUUUUCAUCUUAACCCUGGAACAAUAACACUCUUUUCGGUUCCCUGCUUUUAAUCUUCUUUCUUUAUCUUUGGAGUUCUGUAACUUUACUCAGCUAUGUCUUUGCAUUCAUUGAUGGUUGUCAA
Messenger RNA from Herpailurus yagouaroundi (jaguarundi), 1767 nucleotides. RefSeq names its product olfactory receptor 4D1. Gene Ontology annotation, molecular function: olfactory receptor activity; G protein-coupled receptor activity. Gene Ontology annotation, biological process: G protein-coupled receptor signaling pathway. NCBI's taxonomy places the organism in Eukaryota, Metazoa, Chordata, Mammalia, Carnivora, Felidae. Gene Ontology annotation, cellular component: membrane. The transcript has a single exon. The record is from RefSeq and is a predicted model, not a curated record. The coding region runs from base 133 to 1068 and encodes 311 amino acids.